Molecule: messenger RNA, 6840 nt
Organism: Petromyzon marinus (sea lamprey)
Lineage: Eukaryota; Metazoa; Chordata; Hyperoartia; Petromyzontiformes; Petromyzontidae
Biological process (GO): actin nucleation
Cellular component (GO): actin filament
Molecular function (GO): microtubule binding
Source: RefSeq, a predicted model, not a curated record
AAAAUCGCGUGACGUCAUUUAUGGACGGCCCCAAAGGGCAUCGUUACUGUAAACUUGACAAACGCGAAACUCCUCCGAUCGCCGUUGCGUAUUUAUUACAUAAAGCACGAGCAUAUAUUUCGUCACUCACGCCACCACGCAGCUUGAAUGAAGACGUCUGCCCACGUGUGAGUGGGAGGAGGGGGUGUGGAGCUGGCUGCGCAUGCGGGGAUGUAAGCGAGGCAGGCGGCCAGAGAGGCACGCGGAGAGCGAGCAGGCAGGCCGGGAGAAUAUACGACCAUGGCUCACAAAGGGAAUACCGUGGAGGAUGAACAACCGAUGUGGGCUGGAGCGAGUGGAGCUUCUCAGAAAAAAUCACACAAGACCGGCGCCUAACAGAUGGUGGUCCGUUGCCUUUGGAGAGCUCUCACCGCCGUCGUUCUAGACAACACCGCCGCAGUGCCGGCCUCUGCAAUUAGCAUUCUGCUCCGGCCGCCCUCCCACAAGCUCCGCUGUGGCAGCUGCCUUGUGUUUUUUUUAUAACCAGCUGCUCCUAAGCCGAUGCGUGGGGUGGGGGACAAAGGAAUAUGACUAUGGAUGAAUGAAUGGCCACAUUUCACGUGGACACGCACUCGAAGUGUAAUGUUCAUAUGUAAAUUACGAAAAAAAUUGCAGCAUUACCAAGGUAGAGGAGUGGCAUGGCAAAAUAUCACACGGUGCUGUCGCUGCACGCGCGCUUUCGGGACGUGUGCCUGACGCGGUCGUAUCAGUCCGCACUGGCGCCGGAGCACAGCGCUCGCAUCGGGAACAAAAACGCGAUCUCUGAUUGGGGCGCCAGGUCCGGUGGGUCUGAGCAUGCCCGAGGGAGCGAUGCCUCGUUACGCGUGAGCUGCCUGCGUUCAGACGAACCGCUGCCGGGCGUUGGGCUCCGAGCCACCCCUUUAUUGUUGCCGGAAAGCGUGAGCCAAUUGCGCGCGAUAUCGGCAGCCUGGGAUGGCGACUCGAUAGGCGGGAACAUUGUCGUCGGCGCUGCGGCCCUCCGGCUGCGAGCGUGCCGCGGCAGCGGCGGUGAGCGUAGGGAAAUGGGCAAUCAGGAUGGCAAGCUGAGGAAGGGGAGCGUUGCCGAGGGUGCCGGCGAGAGGGGACUAGCCGAGGAUGCUGCGAGGGGCGAGGCCUCUGGGAAGCCCGCGUCCGCUUACAAAGACUCUGGCAAAAAGGGUAAGCUCGGCCGCAGCAAGGGCGAGCAGAAGAAGAAAGCGAAGGGAGACUCCUCCUCGGGCUCCUCCGUUUUUUCCGGGAUUCGCAAACGUAAAUCGGCGGCUGCCGUCUUUGCCGCCGCUGCCCACGGCCGCACUGAAGCUGUUGCUGCGGCCGACCUGGAAGCUGAGCACGAGAAAUCGUCCACGCACACCGAGGACAGCGGCGAUUUCACGGCCAGCGUCGGCGACGUCUGCGGCGGGAGGCAGGCGGUGCACGCCGGUGCACAGGUCGGUAAUAUCGUUCCCGGCACCAGGGUGGACAAGGAGAAGACGGAGCCAAAGGCUGUCGCAGCGCUACAGAGAGAAUGCACCGUGCUGAGCUCUGGAUCUGACACAGACGCUUACAGCUUUCACUCUGCACCUGACUUUGACCAAGGACUGGACAAAGGCCUCAUGGGUGGGGAUGACCUGCUGGCUGAUAUACAGCUCGCUAUGAAAAUGCAGUUAAUUCCAGGUGAACUCAAAGCAGCUUCAAAGCGCAGUGAUGCAAACAAUGUAUCGCUGGAAGGCUCGACGGACCAUGACGUGUGCCAUGACAACAACAAGGCAUCCGAUGACAAUCUUGUUGGCAGAAGUCCUUCCAAUGUGGCGGCAGGUGGAACGACUUUUUCACAUCCGCCGUCUGGCACCUUGGAUACUGGAAAACUUGAGAAAACAGUAAAACCGUUGAGUGAAGGAGCUCAAGACCACAUUACACAGCUGGAAGUUACAGAACUGCAGUCAACCGAUGGAAAAGCAAUGGGAAACAAUGUUAGAAGUAAAGAGGUGGCUGAUGUACAACCUUUGGUCGGUGAUCUACCAUCUGUUAAAGCUGUGAAUGGUGGAAUUGUGGAAGGGAAUAAGUUUAAAUUCGAUGGAGAGCAAGAAGUUGGCCAUAUGAACUUACCUGCAUCCUUGCUGGCUAACGCUGGUGCUACGGAUGUGGUGGGAGCUUUUGAGGAUCACAGAAAAUCCAGCUUGGACGCUGCUGCGUUUGAAGGAGACUGCAGCAACACGAAGCAGGCCUGGGCACGCCGAGAGUCUAAGGCCGGCACCAGCGCGACCACGCUACUCGCUGACAAAAACUCGCAUCCGCACCCCGGCACGCCGCUCGCCACCUCGACUCUGCGCGUAUCUCCUCACCACCACCAGCACCACCAUCACAUCAACACCACGUACGCCAUCACCACCACGCGCCAGCUCAGCUCGCCUCUCUCCUCGCCGCUGCCCUCGCCGGCGCCCAGCCCGCUACUGCAGCGGCGCCUGGCCGGGCCCGAGACCACGGGCGACCAGGGGCGGCCCGGGGAGAAUCGGCACCGAUGGAGGGACGCGAUGACGGCGGCCACCAAGCCGCUGGUCUCGGCCUGGGAUGCCGCGGCGAUGAGCCGCUCGGCUGACUGGACGGAAGAGGUGAUGAGGCUGCCGUGCGGAGAGCCACGCCUAAGGAGGGCCGGUUCCAUGAGUCUCCUCGGCUCUCCCGAAGCGGGCCACGGCAGGACGCCUUCGUCGCCGACCGUCGCCGUUUUCACAGGUAAAACGUUGCUGGACUGGCUGUCCCAUGCCCCGUUCGGAGAGGGGGCUCUCACCUUCGCUGUGACGGGCUCCACGGAGCUGGGUGGCCCAGCUGGUCCAGGCGGACCAGGCGGGCCAGGCAUCCAAAGUGAGGCCAUGCCCGGCGACGCGGUGGGCCUCUGCUGCCACUUGCUGGAAGUGGGGCUGCUUCGAGCUGUCGGGGACUCUUUGGACCACCUGGCUGUGGCUGAUGACUCUCAUGCCGACAAGCCAACAUUCAGGAUGGAGCAGGAGUACACGUGGGUAGCCCUGGGGCAGCAGAGAACGUCGUGGAAGAGACUACAGGCCGUGUGGCCUCCGCCGGCACUGCCUCAAGACGCAGAGGCCCACCCAACGCUGGACAGCUCCUUGUCAGGUGUGGAUGACAUUAAACAGCUCCAGGCUUCACUCAUCCGCGUGCAGCACCAGCAUGAAGAAGAACUACAGAAGCUUCAGGGUGAGAACGAGCGGGCGGUGACGCAGACGAGCGGCGAGCAUGCGCGCCGUGUCUCGGACCUGGAGAGGAUCAUCGCGGACCUCCAGCAGAGGCUGAGCGAGCUGAGCGGGCGCCCGCCGGCCGACACGAGGGAGGCGGGGGUGGACACGCAAGGCGAUGUGUACACCACCAUGCUGCAGCAUGCUGCGGUCCAGACUGAGAAACUAAACCUCCUGCUCGCCCUGGAGGAGCGCAACCAGCAGGCCAAGGGAGUGCAGACGUCGCCGGAGAAACCGAGGCAUUCUCCGCCGAGCGGUAUUUUUUCCAAAGAAGUGCCUUCAUCACAACUGCAGCUCGGUGGCUCUGCAGAGCUGAGCAGCUUGAUACCUCUACCUCCUCCCCUCCCAGGAGGUCCAGACUCUUCUGUGCCUCCACCUCCACCACCUCCACCACCUCCUCCACCACCGCCACUUCCACCUCUUCCGGAAGGAUACAUCCCUAUUCCUCCUCCGCUUCCAGGAGGUUUUGUGUGCCCGCCUCCUCCGCCUCCUCCUCCGCCUCCUCCGCCACCCCCGCCACCCCCGCCACCCCCGCCACCCCCGCCACCCCCGCCACCUCCUCUGCCAGGGGCAUCAGCAUUCAUCCCUCCUCCACCACCUCUGCCUGGAGGCCCAAUGUGUCCACCUCCUCCGCCUCCUCUGCCAGGAGGCCCAAUGUGUCCUCCCCCUCCUCCACCUCUACCGGGCGCCUCAGGUGCUCCUCCAAUGCCCCCACCGGCGCCGCCAGGGCACGGUCUGAGCACGCAGAUGAUGCUACCCGGGGGAGGCCUCGCGUUGGCCCCACUGACGUCGAUCGUUGACAAGCAGAGCAGGAAGCCGCCCGUGGAGCCGAGCUGCCCCAUGAAGCCACUUUAUUGGACCCGCAUUCAGCUCAAAGUAAAGAGGGACGAUAGCAGCGAUACAUUCUGGGACAGCCUAGAGGAGCUGGUGAUCAACCCCAAGGAGUUUGAAGAGCUCUUCUCGAAGAAGAGCGUCAAGGAGAAGAAGAAACCACUGGCGGACACUUUCAUUAAGAAGUCUAAAGUCAAGCAGGUCGUGAAGGUACUGGACAGCAAGCGGUCGCAAGCCGUCGGUAUCCUCAUGUCCAGCCUCCACCUGGAGAUGAAGGACAUUCAGCAAGCUGUCUUAUACUUGGAUAAUUCCGUGGUCGAUUUGGAGACACUGCAGGCGCUUUAUGAAAAUAGAGCCCAGAAGGAAGAACUUGAGAAAAUAGAGAAGCACGUGAAGCCGAGCAAAGACAAGAGCGACCACAAGCCACUGGACAAACCCGAGCAGUUCCUCUACGAGCUGUCACGGAUCCCGUGCUUCGCGGAACGCGUGUUCUGCGUCAUCUUCCAGGCCACGUUCACCGAGGGCAUCACCACGAUUCGCCGCAAGAUGCUCAUCCUGCAGCGCGUGUGCAAGAGCCUGCGCAGCAGCGAGGGAGUGCAGCAGGUGCUGGGUCUCAUCCUGGCGCUGGGGAACUACAUGAACGGCGGAAACCGCACUCGGGGCCAGGCGGACGGAUUCGGCCUCGAGAUCCUUCCCAAGCUCAGCGACGUCAAGAGCAGCGACAAUCGAAUCAGCCUGGUCAGCUACAUCGUGACGUUUUAUCUGAGGAACAUCGACAAGAACGCUGGCACGGACCACAGUGUGUUCCCCUUGCCAGAGCCGCAGGAUCUGUUCCAAGUCUCGCAGCUCAAGUUUGAUGAUUUUCAAAAAGAUCUGCGGAAAUUGAGGAAAGAUCUACAAGUGUGCGAGACUGAGAUGGCGAAGGUUUGCCGACUUUCCAGCGAGGAAAAUCUGGAGCCGUUCAAGUCCGAAAUGGAAGAAUUCGUCGAGAAAGCAAAAGUUGAACAAGAUGCAGAGGAGAGGUUUCUGGAAGAAUCGCACGCAAGUUUUCUCGAGACGGCUCGCUUCUUUGGUAUAAAGCCCCGGUCAGGAGAGAAGGAGGUCUCUCCAAAUCAUUUCUUUUCGCUGUGGCACGAGUUCUGCUCACACUUCAAGGACUGCUGGAAGAAAGACAGCAAGCUCAUCGCUGCAGAGCUACUCAAACAAGCACAGCAGAAUGUCCAGCAGAAGAUGGAAGAAAAGAAGGCACCGACUACUGCCAAAAAAUCAACAGGACUGAAAGCCAAACUACAUCAGAAGGAGGCCAAACCCUAGUUCUCUGCAAACGUUGACCGACGUGGAAACUUCCAGUGUCAAAACCCCCUGCAUAUUCACCACGCACAUUUUGUGGCCAAUGGUAUUUCACUGAAGUUUAUAAGUGGGCCCUGAAGACUGUCUGCAAGUCUGCGUGAUACCGUUUACCGCAUCGUUGUUUACAAAGGUAUAGCAGGAAGGCCAUAAACUGGUGGCACUAUACGGUGGUUUGCCAUCACUGUGUCACCCCAGUGUGUGUGUGUGCAUUCGAACAUUCCAAAUUGUAAUGCCACACAUCCGCCAGUGUUGCAGUCAUAUGAUGAAAGCUGGAGUGAUUGCAAAAAUAUAUGAAGGAAAAUCCACGUGACGGAAGCAAACAUCGCCAAGAGAAUGGAAAAAUGCAUAUUGUGCAGAGGUGACUUGUGGAGGAUGAAAUUGAGGUGGAUGCACUUUUUGUUUUAGUUUCAGUUUAUUUAUUUUGGUAUAGCCCUGUGAGCCAUUCGGCUCUUAACUCGAAGAGAAUGAUUAUCCAGCUUAGGAUUCCCAAAAAAAUAGAAAUCAAGAAAAGCAAUAGUUUGCACAUUGUAAAUAAUUGUACAUAAUUUACACCUACAAUAGCAAUGUAUAGGUGAAGUAGUUGUCUCUCAAAUUUGAAUGUAUCAAAUGUGUACUUGCAAUUUUAUUUCUUUGCCCCAAUGUGUGUAUGUGUACGUGCCGUUAUAGCAUAGCUUGCCAUAUUUUAUCAGACAUUGGCCUUUUUGCGUGAAUAAUUGCCAUUAUGAACUCUGCAGUAUUUUUGUUUUUAAGUCUACACUGUACACUUACCCUACUGAACUACUCUCGCAGCUAUCUGGAAAUUUGAGAAAUAAAUGAGUGACUUGACCAUAUUUUUUCACCAUGCUGGUCAGUGGGAGUUGCUGAAUGGGGUGUCCAGGUGCAGCUCAGACACAAAUCGCCACCGAUGUUAGCAGCGGCCAGGAAUCUGAACUCGGGUAGCCGGGGUUCAAGUUGCAGUGGGCAUCCUCCGCUUCAUUCCCAAAGUAGAAUAAGGUGGUUAAAUGACGUACUUUAAACUGUCGACAGCAAGAGAGAGAUGGCCGAUAGUCGAGGAUUGUGACUGAGCGAUAGCCAAGGAAUGUGACGCGUCUGAGAGCACGGACGACCAUUGUGGAGACGGAGCGGUCAAAUCGGCUCCCGUGUAUUAGGUGCUCGUUUUAUUGGCGUGGAGAGCUGGCGAUGGCUAGAGGGGAGGCCUUCAUCCAGCAGUGGAUCGCUCGUUGCUGCUCGUGGUUAAUGAUACCGUGAAGCAAAUUGCUCAUGUGCCAUUUAUCCAGGCCGAAGCCCUUUAAUCGCCACGUGCCAACAAGCGCACACGUCACGUGCACAUCUUGAAAUCUUCAUCAAGAUAAGCUGUAGUUCAAUAUUUUUUUUUAUAAAAGACAACACGUCAUUU